This is a messenger RNA of Jatropha curcas, 5421 nucleotides long. RefSeq names its product RNA-binding KH domain-containing protein. Lineage: Eukaryota; Viridiplantae; Streptophyta; Magnoliopsida; Malpighiales; Euphorbiaceae. The record is from RefSeq and is a predicted model, not a curated record. Gene Ontology annotation, molecular function: RNA binding.
UUACCGGCGGAUAGUCGAUUAAAAGCUGUAACUAACCUUAAAAAAAUACGCGACUUGACUUUGGAGUGGGAGUGCGAAUCCAAGCAAAGGCUACAAGGCCACAAGGCUAUUACGCAUAAGCCAACAAGCCAUCUCUCUCAUCUGUUUAGGGUUUUUCUUUCAUCGUUUUUUUCUGUUGCCGUUUGUAUAAAAGAUCAGGAUAACAUAUUGGCACUUGAAUUGUUCGACUUUAUCUUUUGCUUCAGUUGAGACUUGUUUUCUGUUCUCAGGAGGCAAUUGGUAAUUGGUAUGUGAAAAAAUGGGCGAGAGUGGGAAGAGGUUCCGUUCGCAUAGAGAACACGAUAGCGACAGUAAGAAUCAGAAGAGACGGAUAAAUGAGAAGGAUGAAAGGGGCAGCGAUGAACUGGUUGUUUAUAGAAUACUAUGUCCAGAUGAGGUUAUAGGAAGUGUAAUUGGCAAAAAUGGGAAAGUCAUAAAUUCAAUAAGACAAGAGACAAGGGCAAAGGUUAAGGUUGUGGACCCAUUUCCUGGCGCGAAGGAUAGGGUCAUAACAAUCUAUUGCUAUGUCAAAACGAAAGAAGAUGUGGAGGUUGACGAAGAAUUCAAUGACCAUGAGCCGUUAUGCUCUGCCCAGGACGCUCUUCUUAGAGUUCAUGCUGCAAUUUCAAACGCAGUUGCAUCUGUUGUAGAUUCUGACAAGAAACGGAAAGAUAAGGAGGAGUGCCAAAUUCUUGUCCCGUCUAGCCAGUCUGCAAAUAUCAUUGGUAAGGCUGGGAUGAAAAUAAAGAAAUUGAGAAGUAAGACGAGGACAAAUAUUAAAGUUACUGCCAAGGAUGCCUCCGACCCGACUCACUCGUGUGCUCUGGACUUUGACAACUUUAUUCUGAUAACUGGUGAAUCAGAAUCUGUGAAGAGAGCAUUGUUUGCAGUUUCUGCAAUUAUGUAUAAAUUCAACCCUAAAGAAGAAAUUCCUCUUGAGACAACUGUGCCAGAAGCUCCUCCAAGCAUUAUUAUACCCUCGGAUGUUUCUAUUUAUCCACCAGGUGGAUUAUAUCCAAACGCAGAUCAAAUUGCCCCUCCUAGAUCUGUUCCGCCAAUUUUAAGUUCAACACAUAUGCCUGAACUUCAGGGUUAUGGGGAUACGAGGAAUUCAUGGCCUGUAUAUUCAUCCACCCUCCCUGUAGUACCUAGCUUUGGCAGUGACUUGAGAUCUGAGGAGUUAAUAAUACGAGUGUUGUGCCCCUUUGACAAGAUUGGGCGAGUAAUUGGCAAGGGAGGGGGCACUAUUAAAAGCAUAAGGCAGGCUAGUGGAGCUCGUGUUGAGGUCGAUGAUACCAAGGCUGACCGUGAUGAGUGCAUCAUUACAGUUACCGCAACAGAGUCACCCGACGAUUUGAAAUCCAUGGCAGUUGAAGCUGUUUUACUACUCCAAGGGAAGAUUAAUGAUGAAGAUGAUGACACCAUUAGCAUCAGACUCCUUGUUCCCUCUAAAGUUAUUGGGUGCAUUAUUGGGAAAAGUGGUUCAAUUGUAAAUGAAAUUCGGAAGAGAACCAGAGCAGAUGUGCGCAUAUCAAAAGGCGAGAAGCCCAAGUGUGCUGAUUCCAAUGAUGAACUUGUUGAGGUAUUAGGAGAAGUUGGUAAUGUGAGAGAUGCACUAGUCCAGAUUGUUUUGAGACUCAGAGAUGAUAUAUUGAAAGAGAAAGAUAAUGGCCGUAAUCCUUCAGCAGGUGCUGAUUCUCUAUAUUCAGGUGGCGCUGGUAUUCCUAUGCCAUCUCUAUUGCCUUCUGUUCCACCAGUUGCUCCACUGGCUUAUGACCAGAGGGCUGAAACUGGAAGUGGCUUGGGCCUGCUUUCAACAAACAGCCUUUAUGGAUAUGGAUCUUUGGCGAUGGGGGAAAACGGUUAUGGUUCAAUGUCCUCAUAUUCAUCAUCUAAGCUGUAUGGAGGGUUGCCUCAACCCUCAACGUUAGAGAUCUUGGUGCCUGCUAAUGCAGUGGGUAAAGUUUUGGGCAAAGGAGGGGCUAAUAUAGCCAACAUCCGGAAGAUAUCAGGGGCAAUGAUCGAGAUAUCUGAUGCCAAAUCUGCUAGGGGUGAUCGUAUUGCUCAUAUAUCUGGCACACCAGAGCAGAAGCGUGCAGCUGAAAACUUGAUCCAGGCAUUUAUAAUGGCCACCUAAGUGUUGCGAACACUUCUUGAUAUUUGAAGGUGAAUGGUUAAAAAUCUUGGAAAAUUUUCUUCGGCAAUUUGUCCUUAGUUUAUUUAGGUUUCGUCUGGAAGGGGCUUCAUUUACUAGGCUUCCACAACUGAAGUCCUCCUGUUUCUUACAUAACGCUGCCAAUCAAGAUCAUGUGGGAGAUUUACCGCCAUUGUUGCUUGAUCUAUUCCCUGAUCUGCGGAUCUUAGAACUUUUUAGGUUCUUUCAUUCCCUUCUUUUGUUUUAUCAGGUCUUAUCACUAACUAGUAUGAGGCCCAUCCUAUUUCCGUUAUUGUUUAUUCUCUAAUUUUAUACUCACGUCAGAAAAUGUUUUCAGUGACCAUAUUGCCAAACUCUAUGAAUGUGUGUUGUUUUUCUGGCGAUACAAUCUCGUGCACUCUGCUUGUUGGAAGAUCUCUCCCAGCAAUUCAAAAUGCUGUAUAUUUGAUGUUGAAUCUCUACUUUAUAUUUUCCUGGUUUUUGCAUUUCUAAUGUAGCUUACUAAAGGCUAUCAGUUCCUCUUCAAAUAAAGUAGAUAUGACUCUUAGGAGCUCAACUUUCUUAAUUCUCCUCUUAGUUUAGAGUCUUGUCUUUUUCUUUUUUCUGAUUUAUAAAGAGAAUGUUUCAGAGGGCAGUUAAAUUGCGCCACCAUCCAGCUCCAGGAUAUCUCUUAGUAUCCUCAAUAUAUAUUUUUGCGAAUUAUUUGUUCAAUAUCCUUCUGUGAAGGCUCAAAUAUCUUUUUUGUCUUGAAAACUUUUAUUAUUCCAUACAAAUCACAUGAUGUACUUCUUGUUUACUCUUUGGCUCACCUAUUUCUUCUGUAACGAUUAGUUGCUGUUUCUGUUGACUGCUGAGUUUGCUGCAUCUUAAAUUUAGUUGACCGUUAGUAGCGAUGAUAACUCAUGUUAUGAGCAUCUUUUCUAGAUGACUUGUAAGGGCAUAAUUAAAUAAGCUUCCCAUCUAAUGGCUCCCACUCUAUUUUCACUUCGUUCUGGGCCUCCCUCCAAUUCUAGUUCCAUCUAUUACAACUUUGGUUCGUACACUUUCUGUUUCUUGCAUUAUUUUCAAUGCACUAUUUAGUUGUUGAUGAAGGGCUCUUCUGAAAAAGUAUUACUGGUUCCUUUUUAUAGUGAAUCUUCUUUCUACAGCGUUCUUUAUGUCCAUAAAAUAUAUAAGGCCUUGUGACAAAAGAACCCAAAUAUUUGCAUUUUGUUUUCAACUUCAGCAUAUUCUUUUAAUUGUCAUUUUAGCCUGCCUUUAUGGCAUUGAUAACAAUUUUGGCCAAUUUAGUUAGAGAAAAUGAAAUCUCUGUAAAUCCUUCAUAUCUAUCUCAAUUUGCAAAAUAUUAUUUUGCGUACUAUUAAGGGCAAAUAAUAAAAUCCCUAAGUUAUAGUCAAAUUAACACAUGUGGACCUCUAUUUCUAAAAACUAACUACGAGAUCUUUAAAUUAUGAUUUUAUUAACACUUUGGUCCUUCUGUCCAAAAAAAAGGGACCAAAGUAUUAACGAAAAUCAUAAUGAAACCUUAACAAAAGUCAUAAGUUAGGGACUUCAUAGUUAAUUUGACUAUAAUUUAGAGACUAAUUUCUUAAUCAAUUGACAUUUAAAAGAGACUAUUUUGAAUGAAAGGACCAAUGUGUUAAUGGAAUCAUAAGUUAAUGAUUUCAUAGUUAGUUUUUGAAAAUAGAGGUCCUCAUUUAUUAAUUUGACUACAACUCAGGAAUCAAUUUAUUUUUUAUCCCUACUAUUAAAUUUGAAACUAACUAAUUUAUGUUUUCUUUUAAAAGAUAUCUAUGUAAAACUGUUCUAAUAAUUGGUAAAUAAAAAUAUUAACUUUUUUAGGAAGGAAAUAGUUUAAGAAAUAGUAUUUUGUCUUAUCAACAUCUGAAAGCAAUUUAAACUAUAUUUUUGCCCACCAAGACAGCUAAGUGAGCUUUAAAAAUAAAAUCCAGUUCUCACUAAAUUGGCCAAAAUGGUUACCAAUAUCAAAAGGUUAGGAUAAAUUGGGAAAAUGAAAAUGCUUUGUUAAGAUUGAAAAUUCAUGCAGAGUUUUAUGGUUAUUAGAUAUCUAUAUAACACAAUCUAAAUGUAAAAGGUAGUUGGUGAUAGUUGCUUAAUUUUCAUUCAACGGCAGUUGAUCUUGUUUUCCUGUAUGUCUUUUCUGGGAGCUGCAACUCAGUGUCAGUCACAUGUUACUAUGUGGUUCUCACUGAAUAUUUGUCACUUUUCCAUUUUCUUUGUGUCUAUUUGAGGAUUAUUGAUACUGGACUUUCACAAGAAUGGUUCCUAAUCUCACUUGGUAUACGAUGCUCCUUAUGCGCAAGCGGGAUUGCCUGGUUUGGGAUUCAAUCCUAGUAUUUCAUUGUGAUCCCAAAUAAUUCUAGCUUGUGACAAUGAACUGCAAAGCAAUUUGCGAAGUUCAGAUUGCCAUGUUCUGGCAAUGUUGUUUAUUAUAAUUUUAUCGAUGUUGAUCCACUAGGCAUUUUUGUCUGAACAGCCUUCCCUCCCCUUAAGCUCCUUCCUUUUGCUAUAUUUGACAACCAAGUGAUCUUGUCCUAGUACGCUUGCAUUGAAAAUCUGUAGGUAAAGCUCAACUUUUUAGGUGCUGCCCCUCCAAUCAGGAUUUCAUAUUAAUUUCUUAUAUAGCGGCAUUCUUCUUAAAAUCUUAGAGGUCGAUCCUAAAGUGCAAGCUUUUGAACUUGACAAAGUUUUAAUGGUAGAGUACCUUUACAGUUGACAGUUCUGUACUAUGCUGAGUCACUUUGUGGUGGUUUUGACUGGAUAUCAAGCUUUGUUUUUAGAAUGAAGAGUUUUAUUUUAUAGGGUUAGCUUCUUUCUUGCCUUGUCAGAUUGUGAUAACAUAGUCUGCUAUGAUAAGCAAGAUUUCCCACUUUCUUUGCUCUCUGUCUACUGACAUGCAAAAAUUUCCUUCAUUGUGCCCCUUCCUUUUAAUUGCACAGGGCACUUCUUGACCAAUUGUGUUAGCAUUUGAUAGAUACAAUAGUUUUUUUGCGUCCCUGUACAGUUUUAAUGGAGGUCAAUGAGAUAUGGUAGCUGUUUAGAUGAGAAGAAAGCAAUUUAUGUAUUCUCUUAGUUUUGUACUUUUUUUAUUUUUUUCAGUUGCUAUAGACAGUACUGUAUAUUGUUGUAAAGACCUGUUGUUGUAACUAGAGAACUUGCUUAACUUUUGAAUUAAGCAUAAUGAAGAGGGGGAACCUUUUGUCAAA